This is a messenger RNA of Geodia barretti, 786 nucleotides long. The record is from the annotation of a GenBank genome assembly. NCBI's taxonomy places the organism in Eukaryota, Metazoa, Porifera, Demospongiae, Tetractinellida, Geodiidae.
AUGAGUGAACUGGACGACCGCUACGAACGCGGACAGGAAACGCGGAGGAUGUUUGGCGGCGGACAGAUCGUCGGCGGGUCGUCUCCGGGAGCGUGGGACAUUGCGCCGGACCUGGAACGGAUACUUGGCGAGGCGCUGUUCGGCACCAUCUGGAAGCGGCCCGCGUUGACGCCGGUGCAGAGGGAGAUGAUCACCCUGUCGUGCCUCAUAGUCAUGAACCGCGAAGUACAGCUGAAACGGCAUCUGGGCAACGCGCUGAACAUAGGACUGACGCCGGAGCAGGUCGUGGAGUUGAUCAUUCACGACACCUGGUACGGUGGAGCGCCGGCGGGCAUCCAGGCGCUGACGCUGUGCAAAGAGGUCUUCGAGGAGCGAGGGAUAGACUUUACUCCGGCCCGCAUCCACGACACCGGCGAAGAUCCCGAAAGUCUGUUCCAGCGGGGCGAUGAGUUCCGGCGCAGCUACAUGGGAGACACUUCAGCGGCGCGGCCGACCCCGCCGACGGAAGCUGAGAGGGAGCUGGGCCGCAUCACCGGCGAAUACUACUGGGGUGCGACCUGGACUCGACCGGGGCUUGAUCUCACCAGCCGCUGUCUCUGCACCAUGACGUGCCUGGCAGCGUUGGGUCGCGAGGGACCCCUGAGGAGCCAUAUUCUGGGCGCGCUUAACAUCGGGUUGACGCAGGACCAGAUCAUCGAAGUGUUCGGCCACAUGACGCUGUACGCCGGGAUACCGUUUGCCCGCGGCGCGAUGGACAUUGCCAACGAUAUAUUCGCCAGCGCGUGA